AUGACUGGUCCGACCCACCGACGUCGAUCCUCCAUCUCGGGGCAAAUCCAGCGAAUCUUCAACGUCGAUCGCUCGGAUAAGCGCCGGAACCCUCAUGAUAAUGGCUUGUCUGAUGAGCUCUCUCAGCUGAAAAAUGAAAACGAGCAGGCGCCCGGUCAGACACCCGUGCAAUUGGGUCAGGAUGAAACUAGACCCAGCUCCUACACUUAUUCUCAAAACUCUAGGCUACCAUCCACAGGCACUUCUCAUUCAACUCCCCCGUUCCAACCGGUGAUGGCUGUGAACACCAUGUCACUGCAGACUUCCGGGAUUCAAGAUAGUACUCCGCAAGAGAUCGGAACCUCUGGCGCAUGGGAAACUGCGCGUAAAGAGAGACGUGCUACCAAGCGACUCGAGGCGGAAAGGACAGAGCUCGAACAGCGUCUCCAGAGACUCGAAGAGGCUCAGGCCCGACAGGACCAUGGCAUCUUCGAUCGAUCCCACAGCCGGUUGACCAAGAAGCAGCCACUGGAUAGCACUGCAGUUCGGUCGUCCAGUACCGAUGGAGAAGGAAGAAGAGGAAGGUCUUCAAGCGUCUUCUCCGGGAUCUUCUCGAGAUCAAGACGAUCAUCUCGAUCGAGUUCCAAAGACUCAGAGUCUCAUCGUCAAUCAAGUGAAACCCCACCGACACUGCCAUUGGCUCUUCCAGAACGCUUCGGCACCGCGGUAUCGAGGGAGUUGGCGACUCACCAUGGAACUACACUGGUUCCUUCUCAUCAGUUAGAAGGCACGGCUCGUGCCCGCCAUUCUCUUCACACGGCACCCAAAUCCGAUGACCUAAGAGAGAAUUGGAGAAUGGCCGAAGCCUGGCAGAGAAAUAGUGGAGCCCAUGACUUUGACAGUACAAGAGGUUCUGUCUACAAACCAGAGCUCACUGGCCAGCCUGCACCUGACAGCCUUGCCCGCCAGGAUGAACCUCAACAGCCCAGCCAAGCGAAGCUUUUGGCAGAUCUUGACCGCGACUUGUUUACUGCGACUCUCAGGCAUGACGGUAAGUCCGUUGGGACCCGGCCAUUUUCUGCUUCUAGCCCGUAUGCUCAUACAUCAUCGCGUCCUAUCGAUCUCUCGACAAGGGGCUGGGGGCAAAGCAAAAACUACCUCGAGGUUCCUGAUACCAUGUCAACCAGGGUCACUACGGCACGUCAGCUCCACGAUCUUACGCCAUCGGGGCAUAUCCAACGCUCCUUUAAGACGUUUGGAUCCUCUAUUUCAAUGCCGGCAAUCACGAAAAACAAACAUCGCAAGAAGAAUGGAAUGCCUGCCGGGUCGCAAACGACCCCAAGCUCUUUCAAGUCCUCGCCCCUCUCAUCGAAUUCAUUCACAUCUAAUGGCCCUGAGCAAGAGGGAAAAAGUGGAAUUGCAGGGGGCUCAAUUUCCCAGAAUCCAGACCCAUCUAUCAUUCCAUUGCCAUUGCGAAUCCAAGUGUCACAACAGCAUGAGCCAAGAGGUCGAAAGUCGGCUUCUGAGCCUACAUCGGCAAAAGCGCAGAGCCAUCCUAAAGAUAGCCUUCGACAGUCAUUUCAAGGGCCGGUAUCGUCAUUCGUGAACGGCCGCCAACAGGAGAGCCGGCGCUCGGGACAAUCAACAACGGUAUCUGGUACAAUGCCAGCAGAAGUCCCCAAAGAAACCAAGCAAUCCCGCAAUGAUAGACCUCCCCUUCCGAUCAAGCAUGCAGACAGAACUGGUUCUCUCAGUAACAACUCUCCACCGCGGGCAAACACUGAGAGCCAGAAAGGAUCUGGCGUCACAGCAGAUGCACCGGCCAAUUUUUCCGAGCCUAGUGCACUGGACCAGUCCAACACUGAAAAUGCUCCCUCAAUCAAAUCCGUGCUGAGAUGUAGGAACCCAUCGCCCAGCCGGACACCAUCGCAAAGUUCCUCGCAAGCAAGCUACGAUACAGCCGAUGAAGAAGUACUCGACGUUACUAAAGCUCUUGUUAAGAACGAUAAAGCCAUGGCCCAACAUGAUGAGACCCCUAAGAACGAGGUCCCAAUCGUGCAAGAGCUGCUUUCCAGUGAUAUCAUCUUACAAAACGAAGCUACUCAGGCUGAUUCCUCUGCCGUGGUACGAGAGGUAUCUGAGCGAAGGAUGAAGGCGCCAGCAGAACAACACAUUGCCAAAUUAUUUGUCAUUUGCUGCCAUUGCAAGUACUGGCACGACAUGCCAUCGGAGGUAUAUGCCAGGCUCGUAGGCCCUGAACGAGUGUCCUCCGAGACCAUCCUAUCACGAACCUUCUCUCGCCAAAGCUCAGGCGGUCGUAAAGCCUCUCUAAGAAAUUCGCUGCUGUCUUCAAAUCUAUCUGAUUCUCGACGACUGUUAGCUAUUGAACGAAAACAUAAGAACAAAAAUAAGCAGUCUGGUCGUGAGACCCAAGCAGCGACCGAGAGUCCCUUGAGACCACCCUCGUGCUGUUGGUGUGGACAUAACAUGAACAAGAACUGCUGCCAGGGAUGGACUACACUCGUUCAGAUGGGCGAGAGACAUUAUUAA
Molecule: messenger RNA, 2529 nt
Organism: Penicillium atrosanguineum
Lineage: Eukaryota; Fungi; Ascomycota; Eurotiomycetes; Eurotiales; Aspergillaceae
Exons: 2
Coding region: 1-2529 (842 amino acids)
Source: RefSeq, a predicted model, not a curated record